Messenger RNA from Dendroctonus ponderosae (mountain pine beetle), 450 nucleotides. RefSeq names its product 60S ribosomal protein L44 (gene RpL36A). The record is from RefSeq and is a predicted model, not a curated record. Gene Ontology annotation, biological process: translation. The transcript is spliced from 3 exons. Bases 111 to 425 code for a protein of 104 amino acids. Gene Ontology annotation, cellular component: cytosolic large ribosomal subunit; ribosome. NCBI's taxonomy places the organism in Eukaryota, Metazoa, Arthropoda, Insecta, Coleoptera, Curculionidae. Gene Ontology annotation, molecular function: structural constituent of ribosome.
GGGGAAGAAACAUCUGUCCAUGUUUUAAAGUAACGGAAAGCUGACAACACCUGCCAGUUGCGUUCACUUCCUUUUGCUAACUGGUUCUGUUUCGAAGUCAAAUAGCAAAAAUGGUGAACAUACCGAAACAGCGACGCACUUUCUGCAAAAAGUGCAAAGUUCACAAAUUGCAUAAAGUAACACAAUACAAGAAGUCCAAGGAACGUCAUGCUGCUCAGGGUAGAAGGCGUUACGACAGGAAACAACAGGGAUUUGGUGGUCAAACUAAGCCAAUUUUCAGAAAGAAGGCAAAGACCACCAAAAAGAUUGUGCUAAGGAUGGAAUGUGCGGACUGCAAAUACAGAAAGCAAAUUCCCCUUAAGAGGUGCAAGCACUUCGAACUUGGAGGAGACAAGAAGCGUAAGGGUCAAAUGAUCCAAUUCUAGAGUAGUUAAUAAAGAAUUACUUGAC